Molecule: messenger RNA, 2356 nt
Organism: Setaria italica (foxtail millet)
Lineage: Eukaryota; Viridiplantae; Streptophyta; Magnoliopsida; Poales; Poaceae
Product: L-ascorbate oxidase homolog
Exons: 3
Coding region: 195-1868 (557 amino acids)
Molecular function (GO): oxidoreductase activity; copper ion binding
Source: RefSeq, a predicted model, not a curated record
CUUUGCCGUUGCGGGCAAACCACCGCGCCACAGACAGCGCGCGCACCGCUCCUUCCAAUGGCCGGCGGACCCAUAUAAGCCGUCGCCUCCCGGCUCCCUGUACCCACUCGCUCUGCCCGCCCCCGCCACCGGCCGGAUCGACAGCACACCACCACCUGACCUCCCGCGGCAGCACUCAUCGAUCCCGGCGAGGGAUGGUGUGGCCGGCGAUGACGAUGCGCGGCGCCUCCGCCGCCGCGCUGCUCGUGCUGGUGGCGCUCGUCGCCGGGGCGCGCGCGGAGGACCCCUACCACUUCUUCGAGUGGAAGGUGACGUACGGGACCAGGAACAUCAUGGGGACGCCGCAGAAGGUGAUCCUCAUCAACGACAUGUUCCCGGGGCCUACCAUCAACUGCACCUCCAACAACAACAUCAUCGUAAAUGUCUUCAACAUGCUCGACCAGCCGCUCCUGUUCCACUGGCACGGGAUCCAGCAGAGGAAGAACUCGUGGCAGGACGGUUUGCCGGGCACCAUGUGCCCGAUCCAGCCCAACACCAACUUCACGUACCACUGGCAGCCCAAGGACCAGAUCGGCAGCUUCUACUACUUCCCUAGCAUCGGCAUGCAGCGCGCGGCGGGCGGGUACGGGCUCAUCACCGUGCACAGCCGUGACCUGAUUCCCGUCCCCUUCGACACCCCGGCCGACGACUUCCCGGUCCUCGUCAGCGACUGGUACACCAAGGACCACACCGUCCUGGCCAAGAACCUCGACUCCGGCAAGGGGAUCGGCCGCCCCGCGGGCCUGGUCAUCAACGGCAAGAACGAGAAGGACGCGUCCAACCCGCCCAUGUACAACAUGGAGGCCGGCAAGACCUACCGCUUCCGCGUCUGCAACCUCGGCAUCAAGGCCUCCUUCAACGUGCGCAUCCAGAAGCACAUCCUCAAGCUCGUCGAGAUGGAGGGCUCCCACACCGUGCAGAACACCUACGACUCCCUCGACCUCCACAUCGGCCAGUGCCUGUCCUUCCUCGUCACCGCCGACCAGGCUCCCGGCGACUACCUCCUGGUUGCGUCCACCCGGUUCAUCAAGGAGGUGAGCACCAUCACCGCCGUGAUCCGCUACAAGGGCUCCAACACCCCGCCGCCGUCGCAGCUGCCGGAGGCCCCCAGCGGGUGGGCGUGGUCCAUCAACCAGUGGAGGUCCUUCCGCUGGAACCUGACGGCGAGCGCGGCGCGGCCCAACCCUCAGGGGUCGUACCACUACGGCCAGAUCAACAUCACCCGCACCAUCAAGCUCGCCACCAGCAAGGGCAAGGUCGACGGCAAGGAGCGGUACGCGCUCAACGGCGUCUCGCACGUCGACACCGAGACCCCCCUCAAGCUCGCCGAGUACUUCAACGCCACCGACGGGGUGUUCCAGUACAACAUCAUGGGCGACGUGCCGCCCGCCGCGGGCACCCCCAUCAAGAUGGCACCCAACGUCAUCAGCGCCGAGUUCCGCACCUUCAUCGAGGUGGUCUUCGAGAACCCCGAGAAGAGCAUCGACACCUUCCACAUCAACGGCUACGCCUUCUUCGCCGCCGGCAUGGGACCGGGCACAUGGUCGCCGGCGUCCCGGAAGACGUACAACCUGCUGGACACGGUGAGCCGGCACACGAUCCAGGUGUACCCGAGGUCGUGGACGGCGGUGAUGUUGACGUUCGACAACGCGGGCAUGUGGAACAUCCGGUCCAACCUCUGGGAGAGGCACUACCUCGGGGAGCAGCUGUACGUGAGCGUCACCUCGCCGGCGCGGUCGCUCAGGGACGAGUACAACAUGCCGGAGACGAGCCUCCGCUGCGGCAAGGUCGUCGGCCUGCCCAUGCCGCCGUCCUAUCUCCCCGCAUAGAUCAUCACGAUGGCCCCCGCCACGUACGGUACACAAAAGGAUCAGCAAGAGGCCGGAAAAGAGGCAUUUCCCGUUUCCCUUUUUGUCCACCACUGCACGUUUGUUCUUCUCGUCCGGUUCAUUUUCGCUUCCGAGGAAUAACCGAAGGGGCUCAAGACUUCAUGUGGGCACUACUGAGAUCAUCAGGGGCCCGGAUGGAAAGUGGCGAGGAGAAAUUAAAGAUUGUUGGCCAGCUGCGGAUGCAUGCAAUACCAGCUCGAGAAGCCCUCUCGAAACAUUGUAGGGAGUAAAGCUGUUUAAGUAUAUGAUGAUGAUAUAUAUGAGUCUGUCCAAUUAAUAAGUCCCUCACGCAAAACUAUUCUUUAUCAUGUAUAUGUACAUGCAUAUGUCGCCUGAUUCAAUUUUUUUGAUGUGUUUCUCUUUCGUUUCCAAACUUAACUUUGUAAGUUGAUAUAUAUGGAUCAAUGCUAUUCAAUAGAUUGUAAUCA